Portunus trituberculatus (swimming crab) is the source of this 1076-nucleotide messenger RNA. Its product is annotated as cuticle protein AM1199-like. The coding region runs from base 448 to 876 and encodes 142 amino acids. Gene Ontology annotation, cellular component: chitin-based extracellular matrix. The transcript is spliced from 3 exons. Gene Ontology annotation, molecular function: structural constituent of chitin-based larval cuticle. The record is from RefSeq and is a predicted model, not a curated record. Lineage: Eukaryota; Metazoa; Arthropoda; Malacostraca; Decapoda; Portunidae.
GAGAUCCGAUCUGACGGCCUUCGGUGCAACAAGUUCCUGUGGGAACUGGUACAUCACAGCAGCGGCGAUGGGGCUGUAGCGCCUGUGUGCCUGCAUGAGUGCCCCGAGUCUCGGCCUUGUUCGUCACGGUGAGGCAAAAGCUCACCAACGAAACCAAACACCACGGAGAGGCGCGUUAUUUUUUUCACCUUUGAAAGUAGGUCUGUGAUAUUUAUCCUCCAACUGGGAGUGGGUUGAGAGCAGCCUACCUUGGGGUGUGAUUUGACUGGAUGAAAAUAAAAUGCAGAGGAGUCAGACGAUGGGUGUGAAAGAGGGUGGGGGUAGUAGAGGCUCGCGCGUAACUGGCAGUAUAUAAGGGACGCAAGGAAGUUCCAAUGCAUCAGUCAAGCAGCCUGCUGUCUCCUCACACCUCCUCGCCUCAGCCACCACAACCACCACAUUACCAACAUGAAAGCCGUCGUGAUGAUGAUGCUGCUCACCGUAGCCGUGGCAGAAAAACUCUACGCACCAUCGCCAAGUGCCUCAGCAUCUCCCGUGUCCAUCCUCAAGGACGAUAGAGUCCAUCCUGAUGCUGCAGGAAACUACGUCUUCGAUGUCGAGACUGAGGACGGGAUCGUCAGACACGAAUCAGGCAGCGAGGGAGGAAGCCAACAAGGCUUCGUGAGCUACACCGCCCCUGACGGAACCCCGGUCCACAUCAAAUUUGUGGCUGACGAGAAGGGUUACCAGCCUGACUCUGACCUGCUGCCCGUGGCCCCCGCCUUCCCCCACCCCAUCCCCCAGUAUGUGCUGGACCAGAUCGCUAAGGCCGCCGCGGAGGACGCCGCUCAAAGCAUCGAAGUCAGGGAACCCACUGCAACCUACUCACAGCCUUAACUGUCUUCUUUCUUUUUUUUCUUUCGUCUGCCUGACUGACACGUGAUGACUUGAUAUACUGUACAGUGUGUGUGUGUGUGUGUGUGUGUGUGUGUGUGUGUGUGUGUGUGUGUGUGUGUGUGUGUGUGUGUAACAGUAUUCUGCUUGUUCCUUAUUUAUUUUGGACUACUGUAAAUUGUAGAAUAAAAUGCAUGAAUUUC